CUCUCUCAACCUCUCUCCUCCCUCUCACCCUCUCUUCCUCUCUCUCCCCUUCUCCCCCCCUCCCUACCCUACCUCUCUCCAACGAACCCAUGCCCUCCAAGACAAUAUGCUGUGGAGAAAAAGCAGUGGUGGUGAGUCUCUACGUGGAGGGGCCAAGGAAGGGAUCAUCAGAAACUGAUAAACAUCACCAUUAUCACCGCAUUAGAAAAAGGCCCACACAUCACAAACUUGAUGGUGGGCCCAACAGGAGAGCCAAUCUCCUUCUCUACUCUCAACACCUAAGAGAAACCGCUACCGUCCAAUCAGCUACACCAUCUCCACCUCAUCCCGCAUCCAACGAUCCACAGCCUAUAAGUAAGAUUAUCCCGGCUGGAUCUAAGCAUAAAAAUUCAAGAACUCCCACUUGCCUCGGUGACUUGAGGGCGUUGAUUCCACGGUUUAUAAGAUCGUUGGCGGGCCUCAGCAGUAAAAAAGAGAAGAAGAAGGAGCAUAGCAGAUCCACACCCAAUAAGAUGAACACGGUUAUUAAAAGUCUUGAUGUGAAAAAGAAGUUGGGAUUCGUUACAAAGCUUCUAAAAACAUUACGAAAGCGAAGAUUCAGUUAGCUAAUCCAGGCAUGGAUUUGGUAGGAUUUGAGUUUGGGCUGGCAAUACCUGAGUUAGAUUGGGCGUUGCUUGAUAUGAAAACAUGUACUUAAAUGGGCUAAUGUUGCAGCAUUGAAGUCACCAGUUCAAUGGCUCCCCCAUCAACAGGAAAGAUCUGUAUCCAUUGACAAUUGAAGGAGUUUGUUUUGGGUCCCUUGGACCCAAACGCAGAGAUGGCUGGAUGAUUUGAAUUGUCGCGCCUGUGGUAGAUGGGCGAUGGUCCAAUGAUGAUAUUGAAAGCAUGAUAUCAAGCAAUGACCAGUGGAGUUUGAAGAUGAACCAUUGUAAAUGUUAGUUUCUACAUGUUUUGAAUAUGAACCACUGUCAAUUUUAGCAUCUACACGUUCAUGUCAACAAACACACACACAAAGAUGACCAGAAUUAUUCAUUUCUUUCUUCCUGUCUUCCUUCUUUUUUUCUUUUUCCUUCUUCACAUCAUGGAUAUUAAUGGUAGCAACCAGGUGAAGGAUGGUUGCUAUCAGAGCACCAGUUUUACAAGUGGGCC
Molecule: messenger RNA, 1149 nt
Organism: Magnolia sinica
Lineage: Eukaryota; Viridiplantae; Streptophyta; Magnoliopsida; Magnoliales; Magnoliaceae
Exons: 4
Coding region: 90-605 (171 amino acids)
Source: RefSeq, a predicted model, not a curated record